Molecule: messenger RNA, 1334 nt
Organism: Artibeus jamaicensis (Jamaican fruit-eating bat)
Lineage: Eukaryota; Metazoa; Chordata; Mammalia; Chiroptera; Phyllostomidae
Gene: PLA2G15
Product: phospholipase A2 group XV
Exons: 6
Coding region: 94-1320 (408 amino acids)
Biological process (GO): ceramide metabolic process; phosphatidylcholine metabolic process
Cellular component (GO): lysosome
Source: RefSeq, a predicted model, not a curated record
GAGCGGUGGGGUUAAGCGCGUCGCCGCGGCCGGCCUAGGCACGAACCUGGAGCUCUGAGUCCGCACAGGGAUCUGGACCCUCCACCUCACGCCAUGGGUCCCCAUCUCUGUCCUUACCGCGCAGCCCUGCUACCGGGCAGCCUCCUGUUCCUCCUGCUGCUCUCAGACCCGGCGCUUCCAACCGGACGUUCUCCCCCGGUGGUCCUGGUGCCUGGUGAUCUGGGCAACCAGCUGGAGGCCAAGCUGGACAAGCCGAAGGUCGUGCACUACCUCUGCUCCAAGAAAACGGACAGCUACUUCACACUCUGGCUCAACCUGGAACUGCUGCUGCCUGUCAUCAUCGACUGCUGGAUCGACAACAUCAGGCUGAUCUACAACAGGACGUCCCGGGUCACCCAGUUUCCCGAUGGUGUGGAUGUGCAUGUCCCCGGCUUCGGGAAUACCUUCUCCCUGGAGUUUCUGGACCCCAGCAAAAGCAGCGUGGGUUCCUAUUUCCACACCAUGGUAGAGAGCCUAGUGGGCUGGGGCUACACACGGGGUGAGGAUGUCCGAGGAGCCCCUUAUGACUGGCGGCGAGCCCCAAAUGAAAACGGGCCCUACUUCCUGGCCCUCCGGGAGAUGAUCGAGGAGAUGCACCAGCUGUAUGGGGGCCCCGUGGUGCUGGUCGCCCACAGUAUGGGCAACAUGUACACACUCUACUUUCUGCAGCAGCAGCCACAGGCCUGGAAGGACAAGUAUAUCCGUGCCUUUGUGGCACUGGGUGCGCCCUGGGGGGGCGUGGCCAAGACCCUGCGCGUCCUGGCCUCAGGGGACAACAACCGGAUCCCGGUCAUUAGUCCCCUGAAGAUCCGGGAGCAGCAGCGGUCUGCCGUCUCCACCAGCUGGCUGCUGCCCUACAGCUACACCUGGUCACCCGAGAAGGUCUUUGUACGCACACCCACGGCCAACUACACGCUGCGUGACUAUCAGCAGUUCUUCCAGGACAUUGGCUUCCAAGACGGGUGGCUCAUGCGGCAGGACACGGAAGGGCUGGUGGAAGCCACGCUGCCACCCGGCGUGCAGCUGCACUGCCUCUACGGCACGGGCGUCCCCACGCCAGACUCCUUCUACUACGAGAGCUUCCCAGACAGCGACCCGAAAAUCUCCUUUGGUGAUGGCGACGGCACUGUGAACUUGGAGAGUGCCCUGCAGUGCCAGACCUGGCGCAACCACCAGGAGCACCAGGUGGCACUGCAGGCGCUGCCAGGCAGCGAGCACAUUGAGAUGCUGGCCAAUGCCACUACCCUCGCCUACCUGAAACGCGUGCUCCUUGGGCCCUGACUCCUGUGCCAGGC